GCACGGCGGGCGGGAGGCUCCGGCGACGGAGGUCGGCUCUUGCAGCUGCUGCUGUGGCGGCGGCGGCGGCUCCCCCCGGUCCUCGCUGAGCGGCGCGUCGGCCCAGCGCGGAAGGCGAAGGCAGAUAACAAGGCCCAGCCAUGCAGUCCUUUCGUGAAAGGUGUGGUUUCCAUGGCAACCAGCAGAACUACCAGCCGACUUCUUCGCAAGAUUCAUCACGCCUGGAGAAUUACAGGCAUCAAAGCCCAGCCUGCGAACGUCAGAGGCUGGUGACAAAAGAGUAUUACAGCCCCCAGCAGCCACCUCCUCCGCUGCCCCCGUUGCCGUACCAAGCCUUUGGUGAAAACAGCGCCGUGGAGAAGUACCAUCGGGGAAGCAAUAAGCCGUUACGCAGCCAGCAGCUGCCCAGCAGGCCGGCUUCUUUCCCCAAUUACCCCAUCCAAGAGAAUAGCCCCUACCCUUCCCGCUACGCCGGAGAGGACGGCCUGCAGGGGUGGGGGUCCCCGCAGCAGCAGCAGCAGCAGCCUCCGCAGGCCUUACCUGGCGGGGUGGCCAAGUACGAGGACAACCUGAUGAAGAAGACGGCGACCCCGUCCAGUAGCAGGCAGUACCACGAACAGACUCCCCAGCUGCCCUUCCGAAGUCACUCCUUGCACCUCCAGCAGCAGCCGGGACCCCAGCCCUCCCCCCUGACGUACCCCAAGCUCCCCAGGCAGAAGAUGCAAAGCGAGGUGUCCUCCUCGCUCUCCUUCUCGCAGGGGGCCCACUUCCCGCAGCAUUCCCAGUCCUUCCCGGCUUCCUCCACGUACACCUCAGUCCAGAGCGGGGGCCAGACGGCUCAUUCCUACAAGAGUUGCAACCCUUCCCCUGCCCCACCCACGCAUGAAAGGGGUCUGGGCAGUGCCACUAGCUUGCCUGCUGCACAACGGGUCCAGGGUUUACACAGCUACCAGCCCAACCGGAUCAGCUACGAGCAGCAGCCGCAACAGCCGCCUCCUCCUCCACCCCCUCCCCCUCCACCCUCUCUGCAAGGUAGACACCAUGCUCAGGAGGCGCUGCACUAUCAAAACCUAGCAAAAUACCAACAUUAUAACCAGCCAGGACAGAGUUACUGCCAAGCUGACGCUCCGGUGAGGACACCCGACCAGUAUUACCAAACGUUUAGCCCCAGCUCGAGUCACUCUCCGGCUCGUUCCGUUGGGAGGUCCCCGUCCUAUAGUUCAACGCCUUCUCCGUUGAUGCCUAACUUAGAGAACUUCCAAUAUAGCCAGCAGUCGCUGACCCCUGGGACAUUCCCAGCCAGCCUGGCUGACCAUAGCCACUUCAUGCCUUUGCUGAACCCAUCGCCAACCGAUGGGACCAGCUCCGAUGCCCAGCCACCUGCCAACUGCAAGAACUUGUCGAAGGAGAAGAUCCCCGAGAACCUCUUGUCAGAUCUGAGUCUCCAAAGCCUCACGGCCCUUACCUCUCAAGUGGAAAACAUCUCCAACACUGUCCAGCAGCUUCUCCUUUCCAAGUCCACGGGGAUGCCACAGAAGAAGGGGAUCAAAAAUUCGCCAAGGACCCCAGAGCAGCUCAAGGGACAGCACUGCAGCCCUGAGGGCAACAAUUACUCUGCAGAGCAAGCGGGGACUCCACACUCGGACCCCCUCAGUGCCCCCCAGUCGGUCCAUGCUGAAACCCAAGACACUGAUUACCUAAGUGGCUCCGAAGACCAGCUGGAGAGGGGCUUCUUGUACUGCAGCCAGAGCCGUAGUCCAGCUCGGGUCAACAGCAAUUCCAAACCCAAGCCCGAAUCUGUGUCCACCUGCUCGGUGACGUCUCCGGAUGACAUGUCGACCAAAUCCGACGAUUCCUUCCAAAGCAUUCACACCAGCCUGCCGUUGGAGAGCUUUACCAAGUUUGUGGCUGGCGAAAGAGACUGCCCCCGGUUGCUCCUCAGUGCCCUUUCUCAAGAGGAGCUGGCAUCUGAAAUUAUCGGUCUGCAGGAUGCUAUCAACGAGAAAGCAGACAAAGGCUGGGCCAAUUCUCCUGCUCCAAACAAAGACCCAGACAAAUCUCCUUUCCACUUGGAGAACCACAGGACUUGCCUUGAUUCUGUGGUCAAAAGCCCCUGGUCCAACCAGGGGGACUCCAACGCUCUUGCCGAACCCUUGAAAAUAGACAAAGGACUGGGGCGCAAUAAUGGGAAGAAUUUCACUGAGGAGGUUUAUGACAGCUCCCAGGUUUCCUUCACAACAACCGAGACGAAGAAUUCCCUAAAAACCACCAGCUCUGUGGGCUACAACGCCAAGCCAAACAUCUCAGUGGCCACCUCCAGUUCUGAGACCCCCGGAAGCUUCAGCUGCUAUUCCAAUGCCACUGCCAAUUCAGUGAGUUCUGAAAAUGCCAUGGAGAACUUUGAGUGGCCAGACGAGAACCUCAGCGACACCUGGAAAGAGCUUGGGUCAAGCCUCCAAUCUUCAGAUCUUCCCAAGAGUUUAUUCUCUGGCAAACUGAGUGAGCCUUCUGAGGAGAAAAAAAAUGCCUCCUGCUUGAGUCUCUGUGGCCCUGAGGGGCCCAAUGAAGGCGAGGGAAUCACGGGCUUCAGCCAACAGCAGCAGGCCAGCAAAGGGGAGGCCUUAAAUUAUGAUGAGGCCACAAGGACAGAGAGUGAACGAUGGCUGGAGGACACGGCCAGGAACUCCUGUUCAGGAGAAGACUUCAGUGAACUCCCCAUGAUGUCUUCUCCAGACCUAAAAGAAUCUGAUUUGGAACCCGAGGAGUAUUCCUCCUUGUGUGAAUUAGCUGGCUCCGAGCAAAAGACUUUGACUUACGAUGCCUUCACCCCUAAGCCUGCAGAGAACGCUCCAGUUCUUUCUCUCCAAGAUACUCCAGGAUCAGCAGAAGAAGCAACCCACACCGUGGAGAAGGAGAACACCGCUCCUCCUUCUCAUUUGUCUGAUCCAUCCGUUCUCCUUUUAGGACCAGCAGUUGGCACAGACACGAAAGUGAAAAGCUGGUUUGAAACUUCUCUGCAUCACUUGAAGUCCAAGGAAGAGUCAGCAGCUGGUGACAGUGUCCCUCAAGAGAAGACAGAGACACCAACUACCUUUCUGUUGAAGAAACAAGUCCUACCAGAUAAGCUGACCAUAACAUCAGAACCAACCUCCAGAGGUAAAAGUCUUCGGAGCAAGAAGCUGCAGUGUCGGCUGUCGGGUGGAGAAGAAUCUAUUCAGUCCAUGUCAAAUCCAUGUUCGGGCAUUCAAGCAGCUGGCCUGGUGGCCAAUACAUGCCCAGCUCCCAACAACUUGAUUGAAAUGCCCAGUAAGAACACCCAUGGCCAGACUCCCAGGUUCCCCACUGAAGGUUUGCCAGCCAGGAUGUGUACCCGUUCCUUUACUGCAAUGAUCGAGCCGCGAAUGCCAGACCCUCUGGAAGGUGCCAAAGCUUCAACUCCUCACGAGAAGUUGGCGGGCAAGAAGUCAAUGUGUGUUUUGAAAGAGAGAGUGGCCUUCAAAGCUCGGAAGGCCAAUGGGAAGACGUCACCAAAGCCCUGCAACCUGUCUCCUCCCCUGAUCUCCACUUUGACCCAGAAUGAAGAUUCUGCUGUUCCCAAGGCCAAAGAAGCCGACCCUGUAGAAACCGAGAUGAAAGAUCAACAAUCUAUGAUUCUCCGUUCUAGGACCCGGACUCAGGAGGUCUUCUACACCAAGAGAAGGAGAGAGAAAAACAUGGUGGAAGUGGACUUCAAAACUGCCAAACUGCCCAGGAAGGUGUUCCCCAACCACCACCUGCCGGGGUCCUUCAAGAUCAGCUCUGAGAAGGAGAGCAAGCUAGGCAAACAAAUGAAAACCAGGCCAGAAUUGGUCGGCAAGAUAGUCGAGAGGCCACUCCAUGCCCUGAAAAGAAAGUCUGUUUUCCUGCCCCCGAUUCCCGCGAAGAAACGGAACCUGAUCCUACGAAGCAACAAUCACAGCAGCAGCAGCAGCAGCAGCAGCAGCGGGAAGGAAGAGAAGCCAGAUGUGUCUUCGGGCCUUUUUAAGAGGAUGCCGUCCUCCAGGCGAGCCAACGUGAAACUGUCCCCCAAGAACUCCUGCGAAGUGAUGCUCAAGUCCCCCCAGGCAAAAGAAAACCCAGGGGUCUGCAUCAAAAUCACCUCCCGGGCUUCCUUCCAGGGCGCUAUGAAGACCAAAGUGCUGCCCCCGAGGAAAGGAAGGGGAUUGAAGCUGGAAGCGAUUGUGCAGAAGAUCACCUCUCCCAACCUGAAAAAGUUUGCCUGCAGAACGGUGGCCACCGCCAUCCCCGUUUCCGCAGCCACGGCAGCUGCUGCCGCCAACAGUAAUCCUCUCAGCCCUUCCCUUCCAGAGCGGGAACAGGCCUCAAAGAAUACGAGCGGAACCCCAGCCGUGGGGGAAGCUCAGCCAUUAAACCAGGCUUUGUCACAAAAGGUGCCCGCCGCUGCAGCAGCCAAGCAAUUAUGCAGAAACCCGAACAACAGAUCCUUCAGAGGAAAACUAAUGAACAGUAAGAAACUGUCCUCCAACUGCUUCCAGGGUGAGGCCUAUUCAUCUCCCGAGAUGUUGCAGCUCAGCGGCGACAGCAUGGCUGCGAGCACCGUCUGCCUGCUGCCCAAGAAGAGGAACAGAAAGGGGAAAGCUGCCUCCUUCCACGUGGCCAAAAAUAGCUUGGAGAAGUGCCCUCACCUGAGCCCAGCUUUGUUCCUUGCUGCCCAAGAGAAACCCGGGGUGGUGGCGGUGGCGACGGCAGCUGGGAAAGGCGAUGAAGGACAAAGGGAAGGGAAGAAGCCCAGAGGAGAAGACAAAGGCUUGGGAAGCACCGAGAGUGUGGAAGGGAAGUCCUCCCAGGCGCAAACCCGGGCCCAGAAGCAGCGAGCCCACCAUGCCAACUACAACGGCUACACCAAGAGACAAAGGAAGCAUCACAAGCGCCGGAAGGUCCAAAGCGUACCCUCGCGGUGCAAAAACAAGACCCGGCAACGGCACCAACAGCAGGCGCCUCUGCUGAGCCCCACGGAGCCCGAGAUCCGGCUCAAGUACGUCUCCUGUAAGCGGCUGAGGGCAGACAGCCGGGCACCACCCUUCUCGCCGUACAUUCGGAUGGAGAAGUGGGAUGAAUUCCUCACCACCUGCACGGUCAUCAACUGCCCAGCCGAAGAGGCGAAACUCCACAAUCAGCAGCAGCAGCAGCAUCACACUUCUUCGUUUUCUUCUUUGUCUGCCCAAGCUGGGCUUUUGGGGACCGCUUGUCUGCGGCCUCCAGCCAUCCUACCUCUGUCAUCCAUGAUGCACCUCGGGCCGGUGGUCUCCAAGGCCCUCAAUGCUGCCUGCUUGGUCUGCUGUUUGUGCCGCCAGCCGGCCAACUACAAAGACCAGGGGGACCUCUGUGGGCCAUACUACCCCGAGGACUGCCUGCCGAAGAAGAAAUCGAGACUGAAAGAGAAGGUCAAAGUGGAAGCCCUGGGGGAAGGGCCUCCUCCCUCCUCCUCCUCCUCGUUGGCAGAAAGGCUGCUCAAAGCAACAGAUAAUAAUUGCGCAACUGGUACGCUGGGUGGAAAGACGCCAAGGUUGGACAGUGGUGCUGACUCAGCGAGACAAAGCGCUCUGCGUUCGAGUUCAAGGGGGCUGUUUAGGAAGCUGCAAAGCUGUUACUGUUGCGAUGAGAGGACAGAGGGAGAGGAGGCUACGGCUGGGGUGUCAGUAGCAGCGCUUGAGAAGCUUCGGAGGCACGAAUGCGGCAAGGCUGAAUCGCCCCUGCCGGACCCUGCCGGAGAGACGCAGGAGCACUGGGUUCACGAAGCCUGUGCUGUAUGGACAGCUGGGGUGUACCUGGUGGCAGGGAAACUCUAUGGACUGCAGGAGGCAAUAAAGAUGGCCGCGGACGUGAGGUGUUCCGGCUGUCAACGAGUCGGGGCGACCAUCGGCUGCUGUCACAAGGGGUGCACCCAGACAUUUCACUACACAUGUGCCCUCGACGAAGGUUGUUUGUUAGCUGAGGAGACCUUCUUGCUCAACUGCCCUAAACACAAGACGCAGCUGCUAUAAUGGACCCCCCCAAGAAGGGAAGUGCCAGCUGCUUCUGCUGGAGUCCCGACCCAGCGAGGAGGGGGCUCUGCUUCGGCACACCCCUUUGGAGUAGCUGCAACCAAGAGGAACUCUGGACGGAAGGGUCCAAGGAGGAGCCCAGUGCCCC
Messenger RNA from Pseudonaja textilis, 6192 nucleotides. The record is from RefSeq and is a predicted model, not a curated record. NCBI's taxonomy places the organism in Eukaryota, Metazoa, Chordata, Lepidosauria, Squamata, Elapidae.